Molecule: messenger RNA, 3312 nt
Organism: Homalodisca vitripennis (glassy-winged sharpshooter)
Lineage: Eukaryota; Metazoa; Arthropoda; Insecta; Hemiptera; Cicadellidae
Product: platelet-activating factor acetylhydrolase IB subunit beta homolog
Exons: 4
Coding region: 167-844 (225 amino acids)
Source: RefSeq, a predicted model, not a curated record
GGGAAGAAGAAGAAUAAAUUCAGUUGCAGUAUUUUAUUCUAUCUUGUACUGUUAGUUGUGAGUUUGGAAGUUUUUUGGUAAUAUCUUUGCAAAUUUACAUGCAUUUUAUCUCUUGAAUUCUUGUUCGUGUACAAAUUGAAUUGGUACGCACAUUUUUACUGUUAAAAUGAAUCGAUGCGUAAUACCUGCUAUUAGUGAAGAUGUCCAAGGUGAUGACAGAUGGAUGAGCCAGCAUAACCAACAUUUAGCUGACACUAAAGAUAGAGAACCAGAUGUAUUGUGGAUUGGAGAUUCCAUUAUCAGCCAUUUGAAGCAGAGACCAAUGUGGAAUGAUCUGUUUGAACCGCUUCAUUCUUUGAACUUCGGUUUAUCUGGUGACACCACACAGAAUGUUCUCUGGAGGAUACACAAUGGUGCCUUGGACAAUAUAAAGCCAAAGGUAGUAGUUGUACAUGUAGGAACAAACAAUUUUGGAGACUCACCUGAUGAUAUUUCUGAUGGAAUUGUGGAAAUUGUCAAUGUUAUACGUGAACGACAUCCAGAAACAUACAUUAUUUUUGUUGAAUUGUUUCCACGAGGUCAUCACCCAAACCCCCUGCGUGAACGGAAUGCAUCAGUGAAUGAGUUGGUGAGGAGGAAGCUGCAGGGCAGAAGUCGCGUGCAGACGGUGAACUGUGAGAAGGGGCUGGUCGGUGCUGACGGCACUAUUAGCCAUCACGAUAUGCCGGACUAUCUACACUUUUCAGAUGCCGGGUACCGGAAGGCGCUGGAACCUCUACACGACUUGCUGUUACAGCUCUUGACGGAAGGUGAGGAAGAACGGGACCUCACGCCAUCUGAGUGAAGUGUCCUGAUGCGUCAUGUCACAUCACGUCGUGUCACGCAUUCGCAAGCUCUGAUCUGGGGGUCGGUUGAUCUCGGCUGUGCCGUUAUUAUCUACAAGAUUGAUGCUUUAUCUAGGAUAAUAUUUUUACCACUUAUUGUUGCGCUGCCAACCGGACUGAGUACUUUGUCAAUUGAGAUAUGUAAUUAUAUUCAGAAUGGGAAUUUAAUGUGUAAAUCAUGAAAAAUGCAGUUUGUACAAUCGUUUUAAUGCUCACCAGUAAUUGGUGAUUGGGAUAAAAAAUUCUUCAUGUACAAAUCUUGCUUUCUGAUGAUAUAAAUGUACUGCCUAUUUUUUGUGAUAUAACUAUGAGAUUAUUAAGCCACACAGUUAGCCAGUAAACAUAAUGUAUUUGAGAUGAAGGAUCGAAAACGCUUUGACUAAGUUUUGAAAGAAAUGUCAAGAUCAUAUUGUGUAAAAAAAAUAAUUCACAAGUUUAUUUUUCUUUGUACUAAUAAAAGAUGGAAUUCUAUUUUUAAAACAUAGUGAGAGUUGUAAACAAUUUCUAUAUCAGAUAAUAGAUAAAAAUUGCUCAAUUAUCAUAAUCCAUAAGUUUAUAAUAAUUCUCAAUUUUGUAUGUAUUUUUAAUUUUAAAUAUUGGUGGGGUUUCUGUUAUUUUUCUAAAUAGUUAUGUCUUGUUAGUAAAAUUGUUUGUAUACAUUUUAAAUUUUAAGGCAAUGUGGGAUUUGUAUUCUACUCAUUAUGAAGUUUGUGAAGUAAAUUGUAAUUUCACUUGCCUAGGUAGUUUAUUUGCUCUCUGUUGCUAUGUUUGAAGUGGCCAGCAUUGCACCGGUCAGAGCUUGGUGAAUGUGUAGUUAGGCAUUGCUUGGCUUAGGUUGCGUGGUCACUGCCACGUGUGCGAUUAUUGUGCAUACUUUACAGGGAUAUUCUCAAGUGAACAGCAUCACCAAAGUACGGUUCAGUAGUCCUGCUGUAGUUACAGUAGACAAGCGUUUUCACAGUGAUAUAUUUGGGCUCCUAUAUUUACUUAUUCAAAGAGUACACUUUUCUCACCGACUAUUUGAGAUGUAAAAUACGAUAGGCUAAGUUAUUUUAUCGCUACGUUGGUCCAAGCAAGGACUGGUUUCUCAAUCAUUAUUUGAUAACAAGCUGAUAGUUUGUCUGUGAUCAGUUAGCCUCUAGAUGAUUUUGUUUUGUUUCAAAUCAUAUCUUGUAAUUGUUGAAAUUCUUCAUUGUAUCUUUUAUAAUAAUUUUUCCUUAAAGUAGAACUUAGCAAAUAACUUAGUUCAGUUAUUGUUCAUUUGUCUCUGAGAGAUUUUAUAUGUUUGUAUUUACUAUUUACUUUGUAAAUUAUAGAAUCUAUUUGUUGUCUUUAAACCAUUUUAUUUCCUAAUUCUAAAUAUUCUAUGAGCACUUAAACCAACAAUUAGACUUGGAUUCCUUGUGAUUUAAAAUUUGCACCACUAAAACUUUGUAAAUACUGUACUACUGAAGUUGUGUAAUAUUCUGAUUAGUCAACAUUUAUUAUAUUACCAAACAAAGAUACAUAAAAUGUGAUAAUUAACUCAUUACAAUAAUAAUUGUAUUAUCGAGACUGUUUUUAUAAAAUUAAUAAUAAUACUGUUGAGCUUCAAAAUGUGGGUGUUUGGGCACAUUGAAACAAUCACACUUAAAAUCUAGCGAGUUCAAUAUGAAACAAGGAUCUACCUUAGAGCCUAGUAAACUAAGAUAUAAAUAUCUGUAUUGUGAUAAUAUAGUUUAUUAAUAAAUAUGGUAUCUCUAUUCUUAAUAAUUAAGGUUAGAUUUUAAAAACAGUGUUUCAUAAUUUUUAUUAAAAAAUAUUCCAUAAUAGUAAAUUAUAUUAAUUAUGCGGAAUAAAAAAAAUAUUGAAAAUUUCCUGUUGAAUAAAAUUCAUUACAGUUAUGAAGGACAUUGUUUGAUAUUAUACAUUAAUUAUAAUAUGUGUGAACAAAUAGUAUACAACUAUUGAUUCUAAUAUAAAAGUAAGGGCAGCGUUUUCUACUUCUCAAAAAAUAGCUUACCUUUUCCCGUCUUUUUAUAUCAUAAGCUGAUAAUAGAUUUGAAAGUUCUAAUUAGAAACAUAUCUCAGUUUAAAUUACCACAUAAAUGUACGUCUUAUGAUUAUAAUAACGUAAUUAACUAAAAACAUGUCAUCAAUUUGUUUUAAGAAAAAAGUUUUGUGGACUUAUAACGUGUCAUUCUCUUACAAUUUCUACUUGAUAGAUAAAAUGGAUUCUUUAUUAUCGUUAAGUAUUACAAACAUGCAAUAAAUAUAAUAAAUUCAUAUCAGACACAUGUGCUGUGCUGUGCAUUGUCAAAAUUUACAAACAACACGCUUUGUAUCUAAAUAAUUAAUAAAAUACUAAUUUAAUGUGACUGACUAUAUUAGAUAUCGUUGUAAUGCUAGAGAAGUUGUAUGAACGGAAAUAAAAUGUCAGUACCACGCA